GCUGUCGCUCUCUCACUACUCUAGUCUCUCUCAGUCUCAGCUGCUCUAUCAUUAUUAUAGGUUAUGUCUUCGGAUAAUAUGCUUUCAUUUAAUUAUGAUUUAAUUUUUGAAUAAUAAUAGUUUGAAAUAUUAUUUGUACAACAUCUUUCAUGGCUGCUUCAACAUUAUCUGUUACAUUAUUUUUGUGUUUAUUUGUUUGCCUGGUAUCCGGUUCAGAAUAUGGUGAGCAUUUCUUGGAGGGUGGACAUUUCAAAGAAUGCUGCACCAAUGUGGGAUUUGUCGAUCGAACGACUCCUCAAAUUUAUUGCUAUGCUGGGCAAGAAAAGCAUCCUCUUCGCACAUUCGAGACAGUCAUUAUGAAUAUCAACAUACCGCCUGAUUCCUACAAACUGUACGAAGGCUUCACUGCAGAAGAUGUUCUGCUUGAGUUCGAGUCGCAACAUUCGCUGUGGCACUACAACCCGUUCAGCUUCAAAAGGAAGGAUGUCAGAUUGAACCCAUUCAAUCAAACAUGCAUCGGAAUUGUGUCAUCCAGGAACUACAGAGUGGAGCUCAAUGUCAUAAAAGUGGACUACUGGAGAGUUGUACAAUUUGUGCUUGGAAUCCUGCUAUUCGUGUUCGGACCUCGGUUGAGUAAAAAUGUUUUCUUUUACUACGUAUGCGGCAUCACUUUUGGAGUUGGAGCUUCUUUUCUGAUUCUGGUUUACUUUAUGAGUCGUUUGUUUCCAAGGUUAAGACCUUUGAUGUACGGAUUCUUCCUGGGAGGAUCAGCCAUAACUUUCUACGCUUUCCAGCUGAUGAUGGAUAAUGUGCGCACCAUCUCGAUGCUUUACAAAGAAUACGUGAUUGGAUACUUCUUUACCACCUCACUCAUCAGCUUCAUCGUUUGCUACAGAUUUGGACCCGUCUCUGAUCCCAGAAGCAUCAACCUCAUCAAAUGGUGUUUACAGAGACCUUUGAUGUACGGAUUCUUCCUGGGAGGAUCAGCCAUAACUUUCUACGCUUUCCAGCUGAUGAUGGAUAAUGUGCGCACCAUCUCGAUGCUUUACAAAGAAUACGUGAUUGGAUACUUCUUUACCACCUCACUCAUCAGCUUCAUCGUUUGCUACAGAUUUGGACCCGUCUCUGAUCCCAGAAGCAUCAACCUCAUCAAAUGGUGUUUACAGGGCGCUGCUCUGGUAUCAAUAUUUAUGUGCAGCUACUUCCAGGAAGCAGUACUUGGAGUUGACCUUCUUCUUUUGGUGACUUACAAUAUUCCCAAGUCGUGGUUUAUCUCAAUCAUAACUCUCAUGAAACGAUUUCGACCAACACCGAAGAGAAAGCUUUUGAGUGAAGAUGAAUACCACGAGCAAGGGGCACGAGAAACGGCCAGAGCUUUGGAUGAAUUACGCGGCUAUUGUUCCAGUCCAGACUGUGACCAGUGGCGAGUUAUGACCCGGCUCAAGAAUCCCAUAAGGUUUGCGAAAUUCGUGCAAGGGUCGUCGCAUUUGGAUGAUGAUGAAGUUUUGGCGUACGAUGUCGAUUCAACAAAAAAUGGCAUUGCAUCUCCUCAAGAUUAUUUCACUGACGAUUCUGAUUGACGGAACGUCACUUCUUUCAAGUGCCUGUUGGGAAGCUUCUUGCUAAAUGAGAGCUUCACUUUCAAACUUUUUUCUCAACUUUUUGUAAUAAAAUAAUUGUGUAAAAUAUGUAAUAAAAAAAAUACAAAUUAGGUACAUUUUUUUAUGUGAACUCUAAUUGAUAGUUGUAACUCGUAUUUUGCUGUUGAUUUAGCGGUGCGCUUGUUUUAUGAAUUGGUUGAUUAAGCUCAAGAAGUUUUGACUGGGUGACGAUGUGGUUGUAUGUUUAAUCAAAUUACUGAAAUUUGAAUUUAGUUAGUUUUAGUUUUAACAUACAGUAUUAACAGAUUUUUUAGUAACCUGUGUCAAUUGAUAACCAAAUGUGCCAAUGGCUGUCAUCAAAAUAGUUUCGAGACAUUUAAAAUCACAAUUUUAUUUACUUCAUAUCACUUGAAAAUGGCAUCAAUGUUGAAACAAUUGAUUGAUAAUGAUACGAAGGCAGACCAAUUUUGCUAAAACAAUUAAAACCAUCUUAGUAGAAUUUAUAGUCAAGUGAGUUGUUUUGACUGAAUUGAAUGAUAUAUGUAAAUUGUCAUUGUAAAUUUUGCGAUUUUGUAAAUAAUUGUCGAUCGAGUAUAAUUUUAAGCGUAACUGGUCUUUGUAAAAAUGUUAGCUAGUUUGGAGUUGUAGAAUUUUCUGAGGAUAUUGUUAAUUAACGCGUUAUCGAAUGCUAUUUUAUUUUAUCAUGUUGAUGUUACGUUUCUUGAUCGAGUAAUUUUUAAAUUUAAAAUGCAAAAUCAAACUAAGUGUCUCAGGAGAUAUUAUAGUCUGAUAAUAGUAUAUAUGGUAAUCAAAAUGAAAUCAAGACACUAAAUAAAAUUUAGCAGAAAAAACAGUUUAGAAUUCUCUUACAGAAUAGAGACUAUAGUGAGGUCCACAUUAUAAUGACAGUAUUUAAUCAACUUUGGUUUUGCUAUCCUUGUCACCUUGUCUAUCAUUCGACAAAGCCGGUGGUACUAUCCUUUUCUAAGUCCACAACGAUGCCAAUUGACAGUGUAGAAAUAUAAUUAAUUAAUGCAGAGAAUCGGCAUCGCUAUUCUUCUAUCUUUAUCCACUGCCAUUAUAACGUGGACCUCACUAUAGACAUUUUUUUACUAACAACAGCGUUUUAAAUUAUGGUUUAUGAAAAAUCAUUUUCAUAAAUCAAUUUUGCAGAGAAAACUGAAAUAUUAUAAAAUGAAGCUAGAGUUUCACCUUCCAUUCAAGAUUUUGAUUCAGUUUAUUAAUUUCGUACAUGCUACUCAUAUUCCUGAUAAAAUUUAUAUUGAUUUCUUAGUUUGUUAGUUUUCAAGUUAGAACCAUUUUUUUGUAAUUUUCCAUUUAUGAAUCUAGAUUAUUGGAUUUUUUUUAUUUAUUGAUACGAUUUUUUGUUAACUCAAGUUUUGAUAUUAACAAAUUAUUGUUUCGGAGUUUAAGACUAAAAAGAAAAAGAUGCUAAUUAUUAAAUACCUAUUAUUAAGUAAUACAUUUUUUGAAAUCUUAGAUUAUUAUUUUCAUCAUAAUUUUUCAAGAGUUUAUUGACGUAAUUAAGUUUAGUUUUUUCCAGUUAAUUUCAACAUGAAAUUCUUCAAACACAAUCAUCCAAUUCAAAACUGAAACUUUGUACUUAAUGACUAGCUUUAACGAAGCAUAUUUUGUUCAUGCGAAUAAUUCUGCAAUGUUCUGUUUAGUUUUGUUGUGGUUUAUUUAAAAUACAAUUAAUUAUUCAGUAUUUUAAACAGUAAGCCUGUUAUUAGUGUAAUCAAGUGUAAACUGCUCAAUAUAUUAAUUAUAAAAUGUUGUAUUAAUUGGUUUGAAAAAUGAAUAAAAUUGUGACAAGUUUUUCUGCGCA
Messenger RNA from Nilaparvata lugens (brown planthopper), 3450 nucleotides. Its product is annotated as nuclear envelope integral membrane protein 1a-like. Lineage: Eukaryota; Metazoa; Arthropoda; Insecta; Hemiptera; Delphacidae. The record is from RefSeq and is a predicted model, not a curated record. Bases 150 to 1580 code for a protein of 476 amino acids. The transcript is spliced from 9 exons. Gene Ontology annotation, cellular component: nuclear envelope.